AUGGUGAAUGCAAAAUUGACACAACGUCGACGACAAGUAGAAAAUAAACGUUCAUCAAGCCAUCAAGAAAAUACGACAAAUGGUGAUAAAAUAGCAGCCGCCGUUGCCGCUGCUCGAAGUACACGUCGACGUACAACACCACAUUCGUCGCAUAGAUCACGUUUUGAUUAUUUAUUAAAAUAUUUUUUUAAAAAAAAAUCAUUAAUUUCCAUUUCAUCUUACAUUCCAAUUAUUUUCAUAUUCCUCAUUUGUUUAGCAGUUAUUUAUUUUGUUAGCAUUUUAUUUAUUAAUAGUCAAAAAUAUGAGUAUACAAAUGUUCCAUUAAAAUUACCAAAAUUAGUCAAUGUUAAUGAUACAGCACCAGAAAAAAAUCCAGAACGAUUUUGGGGAACAUAUAGAUCGAAUUUAUAUUUUGGUGUUAAACAUCGUAGUCCCCAAAGUUUAAGUGGAGGUCUCAUGUGGUUUGAUUCUAAAAAAAUACACCAAUCAAACGAUCAUUUUUUGAGACAUUGGUGUGAUCAAAAUGAUCGUCUUCCAUUCUAUGGCUGGACUUAUCAUGACGGUGAAAAAUUUGCUAUUGAACAGAUUCAAGAUGAUAAUUUUCUUUUACAAGUAGAAUGGGUAAAACAUUUGGGUGGUCAACAUGGUGGUGAUUGGACAACUCGAGUAAAUGUGAUACCACAGGUUAACAAAACAGACUCAAUGUCAUUAUUUUUCUAUUUUCAUCAUGAUCUACCAUGGAUGGAUGAAAUUAUUACAUCGAAAAAAUCUAAUGAUGAACAAUAUCGUGUAACAACUGUUCGUGGUCAAACCAAUGAACUUGAUGCAUUUACAAUUAAAUUUAAAAUUCCAUCAGGAAAAGAAUCACAGAUUCCACUAAUACAUACGUGGACCGAUCGUUUACCCAUUCAUAAUGUACAUGAAAUAAUUAAAAGAAAAUUAGUACCAUAUGACACUUCUUCAUCAUCAUCUACUAUGAAAAAACAACAGCAAUACAAUCAUUAUUAUGUUUUACCUGAUCAAGAAGUCAAAUAUUUUGAGCAUAAUUUUUUUAUUUUACAAGUAACAUUGACACAAUCAAUUGUAGAACCAUUUACAUUUGAUAUUAUUUAUGAAUCUGACUCAGUAAAUCGUCAAAAUGAAUUGAGUGGCGUAUAUUUUAAUGAACAAAUAGUACAAUUACAAAAACAAUUUGAUGAACGUUUUGAAUCGAUAUUUCAAUUAAAAACAAAACAAAAUAUGGAUACAAAAAAAAUUAAUUUUGCACGAUCAACAUUUUCUAAUCUACUUGGUGGUGUUUCUUAUUUUACGGGUAAGAAAGACAUUUACAAGAAUAAUUAUUCGAAAAUGAAAAUAAAAAACAGAAGUUUAGGAGAAGAAAUAAUUUUUUAAAAAUCAAUUUAUUGAACUUACGAGGGAACUACCCCAAGUGUUAAUCACAGAUGCUAACGAGAGGUAUCCCAAUCGACAGAGCUCGACGAGCUGAUUCUAGUGGCAUAAAGCAUUUUUCCAAAUGUACGUUUCUUGAAGACCCAGUUUUCUAGAAAACCAGUUUUUCAGAACUUUAAAAAAUAACCAAAACAUUUUUAAAUAAGAUAUAAUUGUAGCGCGCACAUUUCUGAUUAAAAUGAGACAUUCCCCAGCUCUACAUGACGUUUAUUUGCAAAGUUAUAUAAUUUACAAGCAAAGCCCUGAAAUAAUUUCUUCUUAUUUCUGUAGCUUUGAGCCGGCAAUGAACAUUUAGGGCUUUUCUUGUAAAUUCUAUAACUUUGCAAAUAAACGUCAUGUAGAGCUGGGGAAUGUCUCAUUUUAAUCAGAAAUGUGCGCGCUACAAUUAUAUCUUAUUUAAAAAU
Didymodactylos carnosus is the source of this 1853-nucleotide messenger RNA. The record is from the annotation of a GenBank genome assembly. NCBI's taxonomy places the organism in Eukaryota, Metazoa, Rotifera, Eurotatoria, Philodinida, Philodinidae.